AUGGUCAUCAAGUCCUCGCCUGUUCAACGUGAGAAGGCUGAAGCUGUUGCCGCUCAUGAAUCUGGAGGCUCUUCAUCAACGGACCCGGAGAAUGCCGUCAAGGUCCCGUGCGACGAAAAGAAGAAUGGCGAGGGCCAAGCAGUGCAUGCUGAGCGACCAGACUUAGAGAUCUUCGCAUCAUUUUGCGCUGCUUGCGCAGAGAACAAGCCUUUUGCACGACGGGCACAUGAGCAGUUCCAUUUGCACCAGCAGACGGGCUUUAUGUUUGACAUGUUCGCCGAUGAAGAAGGCGGACUUCAUUUCAUGCAGGAACACACCGAUCCUCGUUGGCGCCAGGCCUCAGAUUCAGAUGGAAUGGAGCCGCGCGAGGAUCUGUAUGACGGUAAUCCCCUAGUGAUGUUCUUUGGGAAUCCCGGUGAUGGCUAUUCUGAUGCGGUUUCACUGGAUUCAGAGGAGGAGCUUUCCUCGGCAGACGAAGCGGCAGUCGAUAGCUCUUCUUCUGAAAGCACAUCGUUCUUCCAAAAGAUGGAUUGA
Symbiodinium sp. CCMP2592 is the source of this 534-nucleotide messenger RNA. The record is from the annotation of a GenBank genome assembly. NCBI's taxonomy places the organism in Eukaryota, Dinophyceae, Suessiales, Symbiodiniaceae.